AUGGCGGAGCAGGACAGAACAGCACAAACAGUUCAAGAGCUCACCGACAUCAUGCAGGAGCUCGCGAAGCGCGUUGAGGAGCAGGAUGCCAGGCUCAAGUCUCAGCAGAUGGAGCAGAAGAUGGAAACUGCAGCUCUCAAGCGACGCAUGGAGGACCUCCAGCAGAGCAGUUUGAAGGAGGUGAAGACAGUUCGCCAGGAGUACGAUCUGGCUUUGGACAGCCUCGGCUCUCUCAUUGAAGAUGUUGCUCGAAGGAUGACGCGUGCCGUGCAACGCUUUGAGGAGCGAGGCAUUGCAGACUUGGAGCGCACCCGAGAUCAGGUUGAAAAAUCGUUGGCGACACACUCCACCAUCCUUACCCAGAAAAUUGAUGCUGCCCUGGCUGCUGCGGUUGAUCGUUCCAGCCAGGCAAGUGAUCACGCCGAUCGCGAAUCCCGCGAAGGAGACGAGGAUCAUGGCGGCGGUACUGGAAGUGCAUCGGCUAAGAAACCGUACCAGCAGAUCGAAACGAUGCGACGUGUGGAGACGAUCGCGCAGAUGUUGCGGAACGAGGCGCUGGCUCAGACCCAAGCCUUCGAAGCCAAGCUGUCCUCCAUUGAAGCCGCGCAUUCCGCGGAGGCGAAAAGGUGGCAAGGCAUGCUGUCCUCCUCCUUCACUCAGCUCCAGGGUUUGCAGCGUUCCAUCUCCCAGCUCGAGUGCGGACUCGCGCCUUCGGGCCCUCAGGGUGGAUCAAUCGUGAUGCCAGUGGCACCACACGCCAAGAUUGAGAAAGAGAUCACCAGUGCAGAGAAGCUGCGGGAGGAUCUGUCCCGCAAGCUGCGCGGCAUCGCUUCCUCCGUGAACGGGGCCCUGGUGUCACUGGAGUCGCAGGCAGAAACUCGAGGUCAAUCCCCGCAGCGAGCACGCAGCCCGGUGGUUCUUCCGCUGAACCCUGCUGGUACGAUGGAAAAGCAGAUGAGGCAGAGGACAGAGAAAGACCAGGCGCGAUCGCCUCCACCGGGCAUUCCAAUGACAGGUCCUCUUGAGAUGCGUGAGGACGGUGGAAGACGCCCUGGAGUGCCAAACAGAGGCGGAAGCACCAUGAUACCAGUAGCGAGCACAUCACCCGGUGGUGCAUGCGGCGCUUAUUCGCCUCAGCGAGAUGAGGCAACGAACGGAGGGAGUGCGCUGGAUGCCAGUGCUCACGGUGUCAACCGACUGGGGUCGACUCAGACGACGCCUCUGCGGAAGAACUCGUCACGCUUGCACAUCGGGUUGAACGGCACGCAUCCUGCCGGAAUGGCCUCGGGCCGGACUUCCGUUGGAGACGCUGACCUCCGCAAUUCCGUGGCUGACCUCCAGCGCUCUCGCCCUUGA
Molecule: messenger RNA, 1356 nt
Organism: Symbiodinium sp. CCMP2456
Lineage: Eukaryota; Dinophyceae; Suessiales; Symbiodiniaceae
Source: the annotation of a GenBank genome assembly